Molecule: messenger RNA, 774 nt
Organism: Telopea speciosissima
Lineage: Eukaryota; Viridiplantae; Streptophyta; Magnoliopsida; Proteales; Proteaceae
Product: basic blue protein-like
Exons: 2
Coding region: 165-725 (186 amino acids)
Cellular component (GO): plasma membrane
Molecular function (GO): electron transfer activity
Source: RefSeq, a predicted model, not a curated record
ACUAUUGAUGAAAUGAAAGAAGAAAUACACUCUGAAACACACAAAGGAAAGACAUGUGAAAUUAGGUUAUCUACUAAUUUAUCCAUCCCUGGUAAUAAGUGUCUCAUAAUUCAUAAUCAUGGACCACAUCUCCCUCCAUUCUUUCAUUGUGAAAUCCUCCAUUAAUGGCUAAGUUUAUUCUCUUCUUCUAUGUUGUUUCCUUUCUCUGCCUUGUACUAACAUGUAGUGCUACAUUGUAUAUAGUGGGAGAUACCUCUGGUUGGGAUGUAAGUACUAACCUCAACUCAUGGGUCAAGAACAAAACCUUCAAUGUUGGAGAUGUUCUUUUGUUUCAGUACGUAUCUUCUACCUACACUGUUAAUGAGGUAACAAGAAACAACUUCAAUGGAUGCGAUGUGACCCGGGCUUUCAAAAUAUAUACCGGAGGUAACUCGACGAUUACUUUGACGAAACCCGGCGAUAGAUUCUUCAUCUGUGGUACUAAAUUAUAUUGCCUUACUGGGAUGAAGCUCCAAGUUCAUGUUAAUGGAAUUCAAGGGGCUGGUGCUCCGGCUGGUGCUCCGGCUAGUGCACCAGGGUUAGCACCACAAGCUUCCACAGCUCUUACUCACGCUUCACCUCAUUUGUCUACUUCAGAUGGGUCUCUUCAUGGUGGAAGGGAUUCUCUAUUUGCAGUUUGUCUUGGUGUAGUACUAAUCACUCUUCUAUCAGUUGCUAUUGUUUGAUUUGAGACCAUUUUGAAUAUGAGUCUCUAAUACAUACUAUUAUUGAUUU